AUGAGACAACAGGAGCAGAUACUCCGUUUUCCGAGAUAGUUCAGUACUUACCAAUAAAUUUUCUAAACUGUGUAAGAUUCUGGAUCUCGCGUUGUACAGAGACAGCCGAAUCCUUCGAUCGGCGCUUGGGCCGUCUGGCUACAGCGAUAUACCCACCAACUCAUUCUGCACAUAGGGGAUGGUCCACGCCAGACAUGGACUAUUUAACAAAUGCGUAUCACUUUACGCCUUGACUUCUAUCCAGGUAGGUUGAUAUCGCCUAGCGUCAUCAUGGAGCCCAUCGCUAUCGUAGGAUUCUCUUUCAAGCUCCCACAGGGAAUCGAGGACCUUUCGGGCCUUUGGGAAACUCUAGAAGGUGGUAAAAACGUUAUGACACCCUGGCCUGAGGACCGAAUUAAUAUCGAUGGUUUCUACAGCAUGGAUUCAUCGCAGAUAAACAGGCUUCAUUCGACGGGAGGGCACUUCCUUAACGGGAAACUUGGCGAGUUUGACGCCCCCUUUUUCUCUAUGAACUCCAAGGAGGCUGCAGCAAUGGAUCCCCAGCAGCAAAUCCUCUUAGAGACAUCGUACAGAGCACUAGAGAACGCUGGAAUCUCUUUGGGUAAAGUGGCUGGGACGUCCACGGGUGUCUUUGCGGGGUCUAUGGCGGAUGACUACUCGCGAACUGUAUCCAAGGACCCCGACGAAGCGGCCGUCCACGCCGCUACGGGUCAGGCAAUGGCUAUGCUGGCCAAUCGCAUAAGUUGGUAUUUCGACUUAAAGGGACCCAGUGUCCAGGUCAACACGGCGUGCUCCUCGAGUAUGAUUGCCGUAGAUUUGGCUUGCCAGUCUCUACGGACAGGACAAAGUUCUCUGGCACUCGUCGCGGGGUCUAGCGUUAUGUUGGGUCCAGAGAUGUCCAUUUACCUAACAAAUAUGAAUGUCCUAUCGCCGGAUAGCUUAUGCUAUAGUUUCGACCACCGGGCUAACGGCUACGCUAGAGGAGAGGGUGCCAUCGUAUUUGUGCUGAAGUGCCUAACCGACGCCGUCACAGACGGUGACAUGAUCCGAGCUGUGAUCCGAGCUACCGGGUCGAAUCAGGACGGCCAUACGCCAGGAAUCUGGCAGCCGAGUAGUGAGUCUCAGGAGGAGUUGAUUAGGACCGUUUAUAGAAGCUGUGGUCUCGGAUUUGAGUCGACGCAUUAUGUUGAAGCUCAUGGGACUGGAACACAACUUGGUGACUCGAGCGAGGCGAAAGCUCUAGGUCGAGUGUUCAAAAGCAGCCGCUCUUCCGGAAGCCCGUUAUAUAUCGGGUCCAUCAAAGCCAAUAUUGGGCACCUGGAAGGUGGAAGCGGGCUCGCCGGCAUGCUCAAGAGCAUUGUAAUCCUCGAGAAAGGCGUCAUUCCACCAAACGCCUUGUUUGAGAAGUUGAACCCAAAAAUCAAUGCAAAAUCGCUAAAUAUUCAGGUUCCGACAUCAUGUAUUCCAUGGCCAUCAUGUGGUCUUCGUCGCAUCUCGGUCAAUUCUUUCGGUUUUGGCGGGUCCAAUGGCCACGUAAUUCUUGACGACGCUUAUCAUUGCCUUCGAGAGUUGGGCCUCAAAGGAAAUUGCCGGACUCAAGUACAGCUGCAGCUGCACCCGAACGGUGAUGGUUCACUAUCGACCUCGCCCGAGGCGGGCUCCAUAUACAAGGUUCUUGUAUGGUCAGCAAAAGACGAAGGGACCCUCAAGAGAAUGUUUCAGCGACACGCCAGAUACAUAGAAUCACGAAAACCAAACCCGAACCAGCUUGCUUAUACUCUCUCCGAGAAGCGGAACCGGUUGACAUGGAGAUCAUUCGCCGUUGUGAAGGUAGGUACGCCAAGUCUUCCGCCCAAGGUACCUUUUUUCCGUUCCUCCCGAGACGUAGGUCUCGCUUUCGUCUUUACUGGCCAAGGUGCGCAGUAUGCGGGAAUGGGGCUGGAAUUGCUUGUAUACUCGGCCUUUAGGUCUGCAUUUGAGAGGGCAGAUACAGCUUUUCGUGAUUUGGGGGCCUCUUGGUCAUUAUAUGACGCCAUGCAGGAACAGGACAAGAUCAACGACCCCCAGCUUAGCCAACCAUUGGGUACAGCUUUACAGCUUUGUCUUGUCGAGCUUCUCAAGAGUUUCUGCGUAGUCCCAGCGGCAGUCGUCGGCCAUUCCUCUGGUGAAAUUGCGGCAGCAUAUACAGCUGGCGCUAUUUCUUUCCAGUCCGCCUGCAGAAUAGCAUACCAUAGAGGUAGGCUAGCUGCACAAUUAGCUACCGAAACGUCCCGACCCGGGGCUAUGAUGUCGGUUAAUUUGCCGGAAGGGCACGUGCAGUCUUACUUGGAUAAACAUGAUAUAGGAAAUGAUCAUAUCCACGUGGCUUGCGUCAACAGUCCUUCGAAUGUUACUCUUUCUGGAGAUGAAAAGCUUAUCGACAAAAUAAAGCAUUACCUAGAUCAAGAAAAUACUUUUGCUUGGAAGUUGGCGACGAGGGUCGCUUAUCAUUCCCCUGCUAUGCAAGAGAUCGCUUCUGAGUAUCGUUCUUGUCUAGGGGCCUUGGAAAACCAGGAUGGUGAGGCUUAUGAUAUUCUCAUGGUAUCUACUAUCACUGGCGAGAAGGUCUCGAGGAGCCAAUUAUCUAACAGCCAAUAUUGGGUGGAUAACCUAAUAUCACCAGUUCGCUUCUCGGAUGCGCUGCAAUACCUCGAGAUUGCGGCGCCCCGAGCUGACGGCCUUAAACCCUUAUCUAUCUAUCUCGAAAUUGGGCCCUCCGGAUCCCUCCGCAAGCCUGUAUGCGACACAGUAGGGUCCGUCAUAGCGGGCAGAAACGUCGAAUACAUAUCUACACUAUCAAAGGACAAUUCUCCUCUGAUGGCGGUCUUGAAUAUGGGUGGUCAGCUCUUUGCUCGUGGUUAUCCCGUAUGUCUCACGGCAGCAAACCAGCAAGAUAAAGACUCCAGUCAACCAUUCCUGGCUGACGUACCAGAAUACCCAUUUGACCAUUCCCAAACAUACUGGCGUGAGACCCGGUUGAGUCGAGACUGGCGUCUGCGUGAGACAGCACCAAAGUUUCUUGGUUCCCGCACCACGGACUGGAACCCGCUCGAGCCACGUUGGCGCUUGAUGCUGAGUGUCGAGGAUAUACCAUGGAUUUCCCAUCAUGUGGUCGGCGACGUCCCCUACUUCCCUGGUACUGGCAUCUUGAUAAUGGCAUUGGAAGCAGUUAAGCAAAAAGCGCAGGCGCACCAGGAAAUAAUUGGAUUUGUUGUCAAAGAGAUUACAUUCAUAAGCCCAAUCGUGGUGCGACCUGAAAGCAAGACCGAGGUCAUAACGCAAUUACGUCCACUGCAGCAAUGGUAUGAAAAAUCGAAUGCGCGUUUUGAAGUACGCAUAUUCGCUUGCGUAGACAGCUAUUGGAACGAGUGUUCUAGUGCUAUCAUUCGCGUUGAAUAUGCUCAGGAUAUUGCCGAUAAAGUAAAUGGUGAGCGCGAAGUUUACGCUGCUGCACAGGCUUCCGUUCAAGCCUUUGAAAAUGCGAAGCGAACGUGUAUCAAGCCGGUAAAGACGUCUGACUUUUAUAAAUGGCAUGCUAAGCAGGGCCUCAAGUAUGGCCAGUCUUUUUCCUUAACCGAAGGAAUCUUCUGGGAUGGUAGUGAGCUUGGAAUCGGACAUAUUGAUCUGGCGUCGGCCGAGCCUUUUGACGACGGCAUUGCUCAUCCGGGGGUCCUCGAUUGUGCAUUCCAAGUGGCUUUCACCGCGGCCUCACAUGGCAUGACCAAACGCCUGCCGACCAUGAUACUUCACAAACUGGAAGAUGUUUGGAUCUCGCCGACUGGCUGGCAGUAUCCUAACACACGGCAGAUACGAGUUCUAAGUAGAUCGAGACUCAAGGCAGGUGUGAUGGGCGCCGAUUGUUCUUUUACUAUAUUAAGCGAUGAUGGUAUGCCUCUUUGCCGUAUUAAGAAAAUCGAGAUGCUGCCGGCGGGGACGCGAGGUGGCAUAACAAAGAACGUCGGCGAGAACAAGCUCUUCCAUAGCAUUGUAUGGAAGCCGCAGCUCUCGGAAUUGAACCGGUCCCAGCUGCAGAACUACUGUAAAGACUUCAAGUCUUUCUUGCAACUGACCUCACAUGAGACUCCUAGUCAAAGGCUGCUCGAGAUAGGCAGCGGUUCCAGAGACACGAUGGAUCGCAUACUCUCAAUACUGAAUGAGGUCGAAGAGAGCAUAGGGGGUAUUGCGUUUUCUGAGUACUGCUAUACUGAAGCCUCGGAGGCCCCGGUAAAAGAUGUUCGCGAGGAAUACACAACAAAUUACCAGUCGGACCGACUAAGUUUUGCAACCUUUCAUAAAGAAAAUGAUAUUAAUAGCCAAGGGUUGGAACAGGGUGCAUACAGUAUCGCUUUUUUCUCUGGAGAAGAUGUGUCAUGCAACACAGAUACAAGAGACCUAGCCUCUUUCAUGCGCAGCAUACGUCGGGCUUUGAAACCUGGAGGUUACCUUGUAAUCCACGGCGUUCCAGAUACAAACACCCCCAGGGACUCUUGCAACGAACAGAGCCCCCUAAUUGGAGAAGCUGCAACGAGGAAGCUAGACUGGGGAGUUUUGUUGGACACUGCUGGGUUUUCCAGUAUUUUCAUGGCCGUCCCAGGUCUUGGAAAUGGCAACGCGAUAAUCUCAGAUGCAGUUGAAGAGCCUGCCACGAUGGAAGGGCCCGAGAGUCUUCUGAUUAUAGACGAUCAAAAUGAAUACCAAAAGAAUAUAGCAUCAUUCUUAUUGACGACGACGCUCUUCAAAAAAGCCGAGCUUCUUUCUCUUGCACAGCUGGCCACCAAACUCGCCAAGAAUAGCCUGCCAAGGUCGCUCGUUUUUCUCGCUGAGUUGGGCAAAUCAUUAUUGGCACAGAUUCCCGAAAGUCUCUUCACGCCUGUUCGAAAACUGAUACAAAGCGCGUCUAACAUACUUUGGAUAACGUCUACCGACUAUUCUAGGCAAGGCCACUCGCCGAUACCUCUCUCAGGGGCCAGCAAUGGUUUUCUCCGCGCGAUUCGUACAGAGUAUUCUGGCAAGCGUAUCGUUUCCCUUUCCCUGGAAGGAGAUAACGAGGUUUGUUCCGCUCAGGAAGCUGCCGUGUACAUCACCCAGGCUUUCACAUCGGGCUUUACUGCAGCAAAGCCAGAAGUCGAGUACGUAGUCAAGAAUGGAGUCUUCUACACGGGUCGGCUAAUCAGCGAGACGACCCUCGAUGAGAAGCUUGUCGUGAAUGGCAACAACGAAUCUAGCAACGCAGGACCGAAACUCGUAAGAACAGAAGAAUUGUCCUCCGGCCCUGCCCUAAAGGUCGAAAUUGAGAGCCCCGGGUCGCUCGAGACACUUAGGCUGAUACAAGAUGACAGCUUCGAUGGUAAUCUUAGCCCAGGAGAAGUCGAAAUUCAGGCGAAAGUUUGGGGCCUUAGUUUCCGGGAUGUAUUUAUUGCCUUAGGUCGGCUGGAAGAGGACGAUUUCGGGCUAGACUGUGCUGGUAUUGUCACCCGAGUCGGGCCGCAGUGCGACCUGUUUCGACCAGGGGACCGAGUGUGUAUGGCUGCCAUCGGAUGCAUGCGGAUGUAUCCGCGUGCUGACCAGGGCAGCAUCGCCAAAAUACCUAAAAACAUAGGGUUCGCGCACGCAUGCGCUGCUGUUAGCCCAGGCCUUACAGCAUGGAGGGCCUUAGUUGACAUAGCCCGCAUACAAAAGGAUGAUAAGGUCUUGAUACACGCAGCUUCGGGAGGCAUUGGCCAAUUCGCUGUGCAGAUAGCAAGGCAUUUCGGGGCCGAAAUUUUUGCCACCGUGGGUUAUGACUACAAAAAGCAACUUCUCGUAGAAACGUACGGGAUCCCGGAGGACCAUAUAUUUUAUAGUAGGAACACGAGCUUUGUCGAGAGCAUAAGCCUCCUUACUAAUGGGUAUGGCGUUGACAUUGUCUUGAACUCGUUAGUAGGCGAAGGCCUGCGCGCCUCCUGGGAGUGUAUAGCUCCUUACGGACGGUUCGUUGAGAUUGGAAAGGCUGACAUCCAUUCGAACUCCCAACUCCCCAUAGCUCAACUCGGAAAAAACGUGACCUUUGCCGCCGUCGAUAUUCGCCACAUAUUGCUUCAUAGGCAAGAUAUUGCUUCCGAGUUGAUGCGUAAAACGAUGAAUCUCGUAACCGAGGGAGUUUUUCACGCGCCAACGCCAUUACACUCGUAUAACGUAUCUACCCUAGAAGAAGCCUUUAGGUAUUUCCAAAGUGGGAAAAAUACAGGGCGAGUCAUUAUUGACCUUGACCCCUCUUCCUUGGUUGAGAAACAUCUCUCUACGCCCCGUAUGACAUGGACCUUUGACAGCAAUGCGUGCUAUGUUAUUGCUGGUGGCUUGGGCGGGAUUGGGCGGUCUGUACUCAAGUGGAUGGUCCAGAAGGGAGCAAAGUACCUAAUCGUACCCUCAAGAUCGGGAACCAAGCAUAGGUCCGUCGCUGCCGAGGUGGUGAAGGAACUUGCUCAGCAAGGCGUAGUCGUGUAUACGCCUCAAUGCGAUGUAUCUGCGGCAGAAGACCUAUCCCGUCUCCUUACAGAGUGCAACGAAACCUUACCCCGUAUAAAGGGAUGUAUAAACGCCGCCAUGGUUCUUAAUGACACCAUGUUCGACAAUAUGACCUAUUCCCAGUGGGAGAGGACAGUCCGAUCCAAGGUCCAGACCUCUUGGAAUCUCCACGUUCUCCUACCUAACGACCUAGACAUUUUUAUACUUCUUUCCUCUAUAUCCGGAAUCGUCGGAAAUCCCGGGCAGUCUAACUACGCCGCUGGCUGCGCUUUUCAGGACGCAGUAGCCCAGUACCGGACUCGCAAUGGCCAAAAGGCAUUGUCUCUUGACCUUGGUGUGGUUCGCGACGUGGGUGUCGUGGCUGAGUCCGAGGGUCUCCAAAAGAAGCUCACAUCAGGCCUUCGUGAAUCUCGUCCAGUUAGCGAGGGCGAGGUAUUGGCGUUUCUUGAUUUGUGCUGUGACCCAGAGCGCCCGCCUAGCCCCAGUCACAUCAUCAUGGGCCUCGGUGCGCCCGCCAACUUGCCAGAGGCCAUGCAAAGGCCUUUAUUUACUGCUCACGUUAACUCCUCCAGCGGGCAGGAGGGCAGUACGGCGAGAAGUAACGUUAACUACGGCGCCCGGUUCCGACGGGCCGAAUCGGCUGAGGAACGAGCUAGCAUCGUGCUUGAAUCUCUAGCUAAGAAGCUGGCACGGGCGCUGUCAAUCGAGUUAGAGGACAUUGACUCAAGUCAACCGCUUCACGUCUUUGGAGUUGACUCGUUAGUAGCCAUGGAAAUUAAAAACUGGAUUACUAAGGAGUUUUCGGCCGAAGUGGCCGUCUUUGAAUUAAUGGGAGGAAGAUCGGUGGCGGCAAUUUGUGAAUUGGUAACGCGAAUGAGCCCGAUUUAAAACAUGAUAAAGAUACGUAUGAACAGCGGACGAUAGCGCGAAAAGGGCCAAAUACCGUGCGCCGGUUUCAUAUAAACCGUUAAUAUGUUAAAACACAGUGUAUACUUGAGAUUUCUUAGGUUAUUAUGUCAUUUUUUUAAACCCAUUUUUAAUUAUCUCAGCGAGCUUAGACUAGUCCUUAAUACAUGUAACAGGUUAUAUUUA
Molecule: messenger RNA, 7635 nt
Organism: Hypoxylon trugodes
Lineage: Eukaryota; Fungi; Ascomycota; Sordariomycetes; Xylariales; Hypoxylaceae
Product: putative polyketide synthase
Exons: 10
Coding region: 211-7431 (2406 amino acids)
Biological process (GO): fatty acid biosynthetic process; secondary metabolite biosynthetic process
Molecular function (GO): fatty acid synthase activity; zinc ion binding; 3-oxoacyl-[acyl-carrier-protein] synthase activity
Source: RefSeq, a predicted model, not a curated record